AUACUACAUUUAUUCCAACUGGACACUGGGUUAGAGUAGGAAUAGACAUUUGGAGUUUGCCAGUCACUGGAUUACGUGCAACUGAACACUUAACACUCAGUGACAUUAGCAAGUUGGAAAAAUCAAUUAAAAUAUUAUUUUUCAAUUUAAAUUGAUAUCAGAAAAUAUUAAAGAUGCCGGCCGCACCGAGUUCAACAAAUGUUGGAGCAGGAGGUCGAUCUCCAAGCAGAGCUGUCGCACCAAGAACAAGUGGUGCUGGUACAGUACGACAACGUAAAACCGCACCAGCAACGUCAGCGAGAAAUCGCAACACUGGUACCAGUUCCGGUGGAAUGUGGAGAUUUUACACUGACGACUCACCUGGCAUUAAAGUUGGACCAGUACCAGUACUCGUAAUGUCCCUUUUGUUCAUCGCAUCCGUAUUUAUGUUACACAUCUGGGGUAAAUACACAAGAUCGUAGAGAUUUAUUGUAUUUAUUGUUUCCUUAUACUUUAUUUUCAUCAUAAAUCAUAAAAUUAUAAUUACUCAAGACUGGGCAUGGUCUAGAUGAUGGCUCUGCACUGUGUGCAAUUGUACGUUCAGUUCAUAGAUUAUAUUUAUAAAUAAAUCUAUGAGUAUAUUAAUUAAA
Microplitis demolitor is the source of this 629-nucleotide messenger RNA. It is a transcript of the gene Sec61beta, whose product is annotated as protein transport protein Sec61 subunit beta. Gene Ontology annotation, biological process: intracellular protein transport. Bases 174 to 461 code for a protein of 95 amino acids. The record is from RefSeq and is a predicted model, not a curated record. The transcript is spliced from 3 exons. Lineage: Eukaryota; Metazoa; Arthropoda; Insecta; Hymenoptera; Braconidae. Gene Ontology annotation, cellular component: Sec61 translocon complex.